Molecule: messenger RNA, 1731 nt
Organism: Kuraishia capsulata CBS 1993
Lineage: Eukaryota; Fungi; Ascomycota; Pichiomycetes; Pichiales; Pichiaceae
Exons: 1
Coding region: 1-1731 (576 amino acids)
Molecular function (GO): protein binding
Source: RefSeq, a predicted model, not a curated record
AUGUGGUUGACCUGGGUUUUGUGGUUCAGAUUGGCCAGUGCCCACUGGGAUACGGUGUACAACCUGGCCAACCAGACCGUGUAUAUCCGACCCUCGAAUUCCAAUUCAACAGUUCUUCAGCUUCAGUUUGACGACGUGAUUGAGACAAAUCAAACACUGAUCACGACAAUCGCGUCCCCUCCUUCAGAUGCCAAAUUGGUAUCAAAUGUCGGUUUACAUGACGGUCUUUUUGCAGUGUAUCCAAAUGAAGACUACACCCUAGAGAUCCAAUGGUACGAUGCCGCACAAGAUCUCUGGAAGAAUCUUUCUCUCUCAGACACAUUCGAAUUUUAUUCUGACUCCUCAUAUUUGACUGGUGAUGAUGAGUUCCUCUAUGUUUACGGGGGUUCUUCUCUGCUAGACUCGUCGGUUUCAAACAGACUUCUCAAGAUCGAUCUGGCUUCUGGUGAGGUUUCGACAGCCAACACGACAGUCACUCCAGCAAACUUUUAUGGCGCAGCAUCUGUUCCUCUGGAUGAGAGUACAACGCUUGUUGUUGGAGGAAAGUCCUCGAGUGGUUGGGUUGGAUUAACCCAGCUGGCACUAUGGGAAUACUCGACUUGGGCCUUUAGAGAGGUAUCAUCGACCUCGACCAUAAACUCGCGCAUACUGCCACUUGUUCUGCCGGUCAUGAAAUUCCCCGAUAAUGAUUCGAUGAGCUUUGAAGCCGACUCUGUUCUAAUGAUUGGCGGAAAUUUAUCAUCGUCAUAUUCGUCUCCCUCGUUUGCUUCUCUCACCUUAUCCAACUGGUCAUGGACUGAUUUAGAUACUACUGUUAGUGUCUCGAAUUCUCUUGUGAACAAUGAACAGGACUCUGAACUCUCUCUGGAUUCCAUCGUCGGAGCCGCAACAGUUUUUGAGACUCUUAUCGUUGUACAUAGCGAGUCUGGCUCAUACGCCGCACAUCUCUACAACGCUUCAACCCUGAGAACUGUCGAUUCGAUGGAUUACCACGUCUCAUCACACAGCCAUUCGUCUAACAGAUCCUUGGUGAUUGUUCUCUCAGUUGUGAUUCCAAUUUUCGGGAUUUUGCUAAUUGCCGUUCUACUCCUAUAUCUCUACAGACGUCAUAAGCACACACUGGCUGAACGCGAGAAAGAGCUCGAACUAAAGAAUGCUCUUGAGUAUUACAACCAUAUAGCUGAGAAGCACAGCAUUGCCUCUAUGGAAUCAGAUGCCAAACCGGAUCAGGGUGAAGACGACGACUCGGGAGAUGACUUCUCAAUAGGCAGUUGGCGUCGUAAGCGUGAAGAGUAUGAUCGUGCUCAUGUGCCGAGACACGCUCAACCAGAACAAGCUCACGUCGCAGAGACUGCUUCUUUCCUUAAAAGGAGUUUAUCCUCUGUUUCCUCGAAUGUUGGAAGACUGGGCCGCUCUUUUUCAUACCAAUCGUCAGUGAGGUCUGCACCUCAACCACCCCACGCUUCUCUACGCCCGGAAACUGGAUCGACGUCUACACUAUAUUUAAUUCCCGAGUCAGCAAGUGUACAGUCAGGACUUUCAAAUGAGACCCGGGUUGCCGAUAAGAUAGGACAUUCGCAAAAAGGAAGUGUGGAUUUCGAUGAUGCAGAUUAUGACGUUCAGAUUCUCGUCUCGUCCAAGCGCAAGUCGAAACUGAGAGUGGUCAACCCAGACCCUGAGACAAGGAGACGAAAUGUUUCGGAUGAGAAGCGCGAGGACGAGGAUCUGUAA